CGAAAAUCUGCAGCGCCCUUGAUCAUGUCCAGUACCGAGUGCGAUGGGAGAAAAUGCGGAAGAAAUAAAAGAAGAAAAACAAAAGAGAAGAACCGGAGCCCGAAAACAGGAGAUAAACGGGAGAGGCGGGAGGUCACAUGACCACAGGGAGGCUCAGCUGAGGCCCACUUCCGGUUUCUCACCGUUACUAUGGAGACCGAGAGUUUACACUGAGAGAUAAAGGGACCGCGGAGCGGAGGUGACAGCGGCGAAGUGUCCUGCUGGGAGUUGUAGUUCUACAGAAUAGACGGUAUUAUGGGCGCCGGCAGUGAUGAUGUUCGGGUGUUUGUUCGCCUCCGGCCGACCUCUCAUUUUGCACAAGAGACGAUCAGACUCGGGGAGGACAGUAAGUCCAUAGACGUUCACCUGAGGAAGGACGAGAAGUUGGGGGUGGUGAAUAACAAGCGAUAUGAUUGGUCAUUUAAAGUGGACGGGAUUCUCCACAACGCGUCUCAGAGCUCGGUGUACGAUACUGUGGCCAAGUCUGUUGUGUCUCGAGCCUUACAGGGCUAUAAUGGUACGAUCAUGUGUUAUGGACAGACAGGAGCCGGAAAGACUCACACAAUCACCGGGGCCUCGGAGAACUACAAGAACCGAGGCAUCAUACCCCGAGCCCUGCAGCAGGUGUAUAAGGAGAUCGCUGAGCUGAGUGAUCAGACCGUCACCGUGAGGAUUUCCUACCUGGAGAUUUACAACGAGACGCUGUUCGACCUCCUGUCCACCCUGCCGGACACCCCGACCUCCGACACCCAGAUGACCAUCGCGGACGACCACCAGGGGGUGUAUGUGAAAGGGCUGUCUCUCCAUCACGCCGCAGAUGAGGAGCGCGCCCUGAACCUGCUUUUUGAGGGGGAGACAAACAGAAUCAUCGGGUCGCACACCCUGAAUAAGAACUCCUCCCGGUCUCACUGUAUCUUCACUAUUCAUCUGGAGUCUCAUUCUAGAUCUUUAUCCAAUGCAAAAUACACUAUAUCGAAGAUUAACCUGGUGGACCUGGCCGGCUCCGAGAGACUUGGUAAAACCGGGUCUGCAGGACAAGUCCUCAGAGAAGCCACAUACAUCAACAAGUCGCUGUCCUUCCUGGAGCAGACCAUCAUCGCCCUGGCCGACCGCCGCGACCACGUACCGUACCGGCAGAGUAAGCUCACUCACGCCCUCAAGGACUCCAUAGGAGGGAACUGUUACACCGUUCUGGUAGCGAAUAUCUAUGGUGAAGCGGCACAGAUGGAUGAGACUCUGUCCACGCUACGAUUCGCCAGCAGGAUGAAAUGUAUCCCGGCGGAGACGGUCGUCAUUGAGCGCUAUGACCCUGUGCGAGAGUGUAAGAACCUGCAGCGAGAGAUCGAUCACCUGAGGCGGGAGCUGGCCAUCCACGACACCCUGAGCAAACGCCCCCCGGCCAGCUAUGAACCGUUCAGUGACAGCCAGAUGGCGGAGAUCAGCUCUCAGGUGCGCCGGUAUCUGGACGGCGCUCUGGAUGAGAUAGAAAUCAUAAACCUCCGACAAAUCCAGGAAGUUUUCUCCCAAUUCCGGACUAUAUUGAAUCGGCAGGAGCAGGAGGUGGAGGCUCGGCUGAGGGAGAAAUACACGCUGAUCGAUAAGAACGAUUACACCACCGUCACCGCCGCACAGAAGGCCGGUGUGUUGGACGCAGACGGGCAGCUGGUCGGGGAGGUGGAUGGCAGCAGUUUCGGCAUCGGAGUGGCGCCAUUUUCUUCCAAGUCGACCCGUUCGCUGUCUGAGAGAAAAAACAAAGGCCGGAAAUCUAAGGAUCCGUCCAGUCCCACGAGUCGCAGAGAAGGCGCAGCAAGCCCCGCCCCCGGGAAGGAUCUAGAAGCCGUCUCGCCAUCCAAAACCAUGAUGUCCAUGUCCACCCGGGAGCUGGACGUGAAGGAGUCGGCGAUCAAGGAGCAGCAAGAAAGCGCAACUCUGGACACCCAGCGAGCAGAACCGGCAGCGAGAGGGGAGACGAGCCGCCCCGGGACUCCUCCCCCAAAAGCUUCAGCCUUCGAGGAGUUUAAAGCAGAAAGAGGCAGCGAACUGAACCGAAUCUUCAAGGAGAAUAAAUCCACCUUGUCUGAGCAGAGGAGGAGGCUGAAGGACAUCACCCAGAGGAUCAACCUCAUCAAAGAGGAGAUCGAUACCACAACCCGGAGCCUCAACCUGGCCAAACUGGAGCGGGAGAAGCAAGGUGAAUACAUCAGUGAGGAGGGACAGGUUAUCAUUGAUGAGGAGGAGUUCACGCUGAUCUGCAGACUCAAGGACCUGAAGAAGCAGUACCGGGCCGACUACGAUGAGCUGCAGGAUGUGAAGGCGGAGGUGCAGUACUGCCAGAAGCUGGUGGAUCAGUGCCGGCAGCGGCUGAUCGCAGAAUUCGAGGUUUGGUACAAUGAAUCGUUCAUCAUCCCAGAGGACGUGCAGAAUUCUGUGAAAUUUGCCGGUCCCCUGAGACCCUCCAUGAUCCCGGUGAAUAAGCUGCUGUCAUUGGGUGAAGACGACCAGGAACGUUACGAUAAACUUCAGCAGGAUCUGUUACUGGAGGCCCCGGGGUCCCUCCCAUUCAACAACGCCAGAAUCAGGACCGAUCGGCAGCACAAUUACACCCGGACUCAGCUGCCCCCGACCAAGAAGAAGGCGGGAGCCAUAACCAGCAGCGUGAAGAACAAGCCCCCCUCCAUACUGACUGCCAUGUGAUACCCACCUCUACCGCCGGAGGGCACCAUAACCAGCAGCGUGAAGAACAAGCCCCCCUCCAUACUGACAGCCAUGUGAUACCCACCUCUACC
This is a messenger RNA of Hyla sarda, 2825 nucleotides long. It is a transcript of the gene KIF9, whose product is annotated as kinesin family member 9. Gene Ontology annotation, molecular function: ATP binding; microtubule motor activity; microtubule binding. Gene Ontology annotation, biological process: microtubule-based movement. NCBI's taxonomy places the organism in Eukaryota, Metazoa, Chordata, Amphibia, Anura, Hylidae. Bases 295 to 2733 code for a protein of 812 amino acids. The record is from RefSeq and is a predicted model, not a curated record. The transcript is spliced from 21 exons.